UGAUGAACACAAAAAAAUUAAAACAUUUUAAGCAAAACUUUAUUAAUUUCUGUAAAAACAAUAAACUUCUCUGAACAGUAAAAACGCAGUUGUCCACAAGAAUUAAAAAAAACUUUUUUUAUCAGUUUUAGCUGUAUUUUGUCCUUUUUUGCAGCUCUUUCAGCCUCUAUUGAAAAGCAGCUCCAUGGUUACAUUGAAUAUUCUGAAUUGAUUAUAAAAAUGCUGACAGAUUGUUGGAUUUCUUGCGUAAACACAUCGAGUUGUUUUAUUGUUCCUGCAGUGUGAAGCACAUCUUUUCUUACGGGAAAAAGCAGAAUUAUUGAAGGGUUUUUUUUUUCUGUUACUUCCUUUACGCACUUCCUUCCAUCUGAUGUUCUGUUAUCAGUCUUUGGUUUGAAGCCUCUCGGUCGUCGGUAUAAAAAGAGUUCGGCUCAGAGGUCACCUCACUCUGAGCACAUCCUCCUCUCAGACAUGUCAGGGAAACUUGUCCUGGUGCUGGGCCUGCUGCUGCUGCARCUUGUGUCUGAUGCAGCCUCCUCGCCUGCAGCCGGAGAGGCGACGGCAACAAACCUCCUGCAGAAACUUCUGGCCCAGGAGGACAAGAUGAAGCCAGAGGUGCGAGCAGAGAGACGAGCACAUCUGUCUGAGGACGAGCGGGAGAUGAUGGCCAAACAGAUCAUGAGAACCAUUACAGAGGUGAUGAACUCGGACUGCAUGUCCGACCGGGACUACCAGGGCUGGGUGGACUUCGGACGCCGGGGAGCAGAAUGAUGAGCAUCUCCGACGACAAAAAAAAAAAAAAAAAAGGCAUGGGAGCUCGUCUUAACUGUUUAUAGUUCAGGUUGUACAGGGAGGGAGAACUUCCUAAAUAAAUGUGCAGAAUUA
Molecule: messenger RNA, 885 nt
Organism: Austrofundulus limnaeus
Lineage: Eukaryota; Metazoa; Chordata; Actinopteri; Cyprinodontiformes; Rivulidae
Product: cholecystokinin
Exons: 3
Coding region: 472-771 (99 amino acids)
Cellular component (GO): extracellular region
Molecular function (GO): hormone activity
Source: RefSeq, a predicted model, not a curated record